Molecule: messenger RNA, 1622 nt
Organism: Racocetra persica
Lineage: Eukaryota; Fungi; Glomeromycota; Glomeromycetes; Diversisporales; Gigasporaceae
Source: the annotation of a GenBank genome assembly
AUGUUGAAAGCGUCUACAUCAAUGAGUCGUCCUCUCGACAAAAGGCUCGAUAAGCAAUCCGACAGUCAAGAACUUUUUAAAGCCGGGUCGACAUUCGCACCAAGAAUCCAAUCUAACAAUCAAAUUAGUACGGAUAACGAAAGCGAAGUAAGAAAACUUUCAGAUUCUGAAAAAGAGGAACAGACAAAAGCAGAAAAAAAUGGCCUUAAACCUAAGGCUUGGAAACCCGUCGCCGAAGGGGAAACAAAUGGUGACGUAAUUAAAGAGUCUAAUGGCACUACAAUACAUACUAGCAGUGAUUCUCCGGACAACAAAAUAUCGGAUAAAUUGGAUAGCCCAACGUCUUCUUCAACGCCCAACGAUUCAUCCGAAAUGAGUUCGCUAUCAGAAUCGCCAUCCUUAUUGCAUGAUGAUCCAAAGCAUAAAAUUUCUAACAUCACUGCUACUAGCAUCACAUCUGAGGAUGAAUCAUCGUCGAAAAUGGAUGCAUUAGAAAAUAAUCGAAUGUGCAAAAAAAGACGCUGGGAUGAGCGUGACCAAAACGAAAAUGAAGACGAUGGUAGUACAUCUACAAUCUAUAAGCCAGAAGGCAUGAUUCUUUUCUAUUUUAAACCAUGUUUGCAAUUAUGUAUCAAAAUCCAAAAGCACAACAAAGAUCGAAUUGAUCUUUCAGAGUUCAUUGUGACAGAUGCGAAAGAAAUGCAUUCAUGUGCAUCCCAUAAUAUUUUCCGGGAACACGAUGAAAAUGAUAAACCACGAGUUGAAGUCCAAGAAGAUCUAAAAAAGAUUGAAAUAGACUUUGUACAACUGAGAGAUCAACUUUAUCGUGAACAAAUCCAAGAACUUGAUAAAGAAAUUGCGGAAAUAAAACAAGGAGUUCAUCCUGAUCAAAUAUCGUGUAUGGACGAAAUUGAUAAGAAACGGAGAAAACGUUCAGAGAUAACAUCAUCACGGAAACGAUAUCAAGAAUUGCAUUGUCAAAGACAAUAUGAAGAAUCGGAGUAUAGAACACACCGCCAAUUCUUGUCAGAUCGUUAUGCACUGAAGAGGCAUAUACUAGAUGAUUUGGAAAACCGUCGAUUUAAGUUGAUAAGAGAAAAGAAUAAUCUUGAUGAUUCUUCACGCAUUGAAUAUUUGGCACCAGAUCAAAGUUAUCUGAAACAACUUCAAGAUCAACGGUUACAUAUUUUAAAAGAAUUAAAAUAUUUACAAGAUAAUCAUGAUCCAUUGCAUGCUGUUGACAUUGACGAAGAUUUUGCAUUGAUGGGGAUUUCGAAAGAAACAUUCGUCCAAGUUCGUGACCUAUCCCCAUCAUCCACAUCACCUCAAAUAAGUACAAUGCCGAGACCAAACAUAUCGGAUAAUAAUAAUAAUCCGUUUCUUUCGCAGGAGUAUCUUGAUUUAAGUUCAUCGGGAGAUCGGUUUUUGCAUUUGGGGCAAUCAUUCAAAAAAGGAGACGCUGUUCUCGUAAUCGAUUCUACGUCUGGUCGAUAUACAGCCAAAUUUUUGGUUGCAACAGAUUCAGAGGUGGUAAUACAACGACCUGAUGGUUCAAAAACGAGACUUCAAAUGAAUUUAUUGAAAGAAGGCAAAUAUCAAAUACAUUUAAAGGAUUCAAAGGA